AUGGAUGAUGUUUCCAAUUUCUCUGGUGGUGGCUCACGAUCGCGCGAUGACACCAUUUUUGAGGUUACUACAAACCGCACAUUUUCUCCUUCCACUAUGGCUAAGCAACAACAGUUACUUCAGGCAAACGCGACAGUUCGAUGCGUUUCAACAAUCGGCGCUAUAACCAGACUUAGUGGGCAGACCGAAAUUGCAUCUAUUCUUUCUGAGGCAAACAAUCACAACGAAACUUCAGUGUCGCACUCUCUCGAAAACCUACCAACUCAUGGACAGCCUGCUUCCCCUUUUAAGCCUAUAAGCUCUGGAGUAGUAACUCUUACUCCAGUAAUGGAAACUACGUUGGAGGCCGUGGGAGACUCAGGAGUUUCACAAAUAGAAGCUAAGCGGCGCGCCUUGCAAACCGCUGCUGCACAACAGUCAACGGAAGAGAUUGAGGAGAUUGCAGACGUCGAAUGGCAUGGACCACCUUAUGUUCAGGAUCUGCCCUUUAUCGGAUUUUCGUACACCCCGGGCCUAAUCCAAUUCUGGCGUAAUAAUAUUGCCAACGUAACAUCUGCUGGUGGCACUGGACAAAUUGGCGCUCGAUCUUUGGGUCUUUCGCAACUUGCCAGAACGUGA
Messenger RNA from Protopolystoma xenopodis, 618 nucleotides. NCBI's taxonomy places the organism in Eukaryota, Metazoa, Platyhelminthes, Monogenea, Polystomatidea, Polystomatidae. The record is from the annotation of a GenBank genome assembly.